Messenger RNA from Rhopilema esculentum, 1822 nucleotides. RefSeq lists its product as uncharacterized. The record is from RefSeq and is a predicted model, not a curated record. Gene Ontology annotation, cellular component: plasma membrane. Lineage: Eukaryota; Metazoa; Cnidaria; Scyphozoa; Rhizostomeae; Rhizostomatidae. Gene Ontology annotation, biological process: G protein-coupled receptor signaling pathway. Gene Ontology annotation, molecular function: G protein-coupled receptor activity.
UUAUUCAGAUUACCAGGUUAUAAGUGAAAUAGUUUUUUGAGGGCAUUGUGAUUGCAAAACGACUAAGGUUUCAUUAGUUGGUCCAAUAGUAAAGAAAUGAAAAGCCUGGGCAGUUGAAGUUGACGGUAAAACGAAGACCAUCUUAAAAGGUUGGCAAAGAAAGUGAAUUUGCCAAAAAGAACAUGAACGAUAUGGCGGGCAGCUAGUCAGAUCAACAAAUAGCCCGAAAACCUGGCUGAAAUCAAAUGGAAAGAAAACAUUGAUUAACAAAUGGUUUGAUUUAAGCUUUAUCGAUAUCGGGGAAAUUCGUAAUAAGAGAAAACGGACAUAAAAUAUUUGCUGUUUCAAUUGCACGGGUUUUUAGGCGAAGUUAACUCUGAAAUUUGUCAUGGAAACGGUUAAAUAAAUGCACAAAUCAGACAAGAAAUCAAACACAUUUGAGUGCUUUUAGGAAGUUUAGGUGUUGGCUUGAAGAUUAGGAGCAUUUGGUUUAAGUAUUUGCUUUUGGAAUUGAAAUACUAGUUGCAUGCUUUCUCGUGGUAGCAGAAUACGAAGGUGAAAAACGACGACACAAACGUGGCAGUUGAUUUGCUGAGUUUCUCAGAGCCGUCAAAUAAUCAAUUGAUGAACAAAAGAUAAUCGCACAUUUAAGAGUGACUUUCUGUUGAACGUCAACGUCUAACAGGUUCUAGUAGGCUGAUAACUGAUUCGUGUAGCUGGUCCAGAAGAUUCUAUGUUUAGUAAAGUAAAGCCUUAUCGGAGAAGACAAGCGUCGGGAUCGUGCUUUGGGAGCGGCAGCUGAGUAUGGGUGAUAGCAUUCUAAGAGGGGAGUUUAACUUGCAUAGGGAGAACAAUUCCUCUAGUUAUGAACACAAAGUGCAUUUCACAUUUGCUGUAAUCACAGUCGCAAUCAACAUUGCAUCUUCGCUGGCGACAGUGGUGUUGAACAGCCUUCUCUUGCGCAUUCACAUCCGCAACCAGAAAUCACCAUCACGAAUUUUGAUUUGUAAUUUAACCGUGACUGACAUCCUGACUGGUCUUGUAGUUCAGCCGACAUACGUGGUCCAUAUCAUCCACGACAUGAAGGGGUCUAUAGACAGCACAGCAUUCCUAGUGUUCAGCUUCGCUGCGUACCUAGUCUGCGGCAUGUCGCUCGUGACCGCUGGUGGCAUGAGCGUCGAUCGAUUGCUCGCAACGGUCAAGCCGUUCGUGUACAAAAGCUAUGGAAAUCCGAAAAUUUUCGGCGCUAUUGUUGUGUUUAUUUGGGUACAAGGAGUCUGUUUUGUUUCCCUAUACACAGCAAAUGUUAUAAACAAUUCAUUAGCGCAGUUGGCUUUUACGCUUACGGUUGCGUUUGCAGUGAUAUCGUUCAUUGUUUCCUACGCAAUCAUAUUGAAAUCAAUACGUAGAAGAGAACGGCGGGUGACCAACUGCGGACCGCAAGGCCCAAACACAGUGCGAAGCAACCCACAAACCCGAAAGAAGAAAAUUACAGUGACAUUUGCAUUGAUGGUGAUCACAAUUUGCCUUAUGUAUUUGCCUAUGUUUAUUGUUAAAUUACUACUAUGGCGAGCCGAUUCAUCACAGUUAUUUGCUUUAAAUAUUGCAAAUCGCAUGGCAAAUACGGUCACAUUUUUGAACAGCCUUUUAAACCCUCUACUGUACCUCUACAACAACGUAACAGUAAGAAGACAAAUGAAGGAUAUGUGCAUCUCAAACUGUUUUCUGUUUCGUCAAGACCAGCCACGUCCACUUACAGGGGCAAAUGGUGGGCGAAGCAAUUUCAUUUUGGCCAGCUCGUUCUGAUCUUCAUGACUUUGAA